UGUUUUAUUUUGUUUGUUGGUGUUUGAUUAGAAGAAAAAGAAUGAAAUGAAAUGAAAAGAAAAAAAGAAGGGAAAAAGUUGGUUUUCUUUUAUGUUGUAUACUGGUAAAAGACGUAUAAAUUACUAAAAUUUUUAAGUUUGGAGGAUCAGAUUCUGAGUACUGAAUCUCUGAAUUGGGGUCUCGAUCUGAGUCUCUUAAAAGAAAACAGAAAAAGGGUUUAUAUUAUAGUAGAUUUUGAUUCUGUCUAUGAAUCUUUGGUUUUAAAGAAUGGAGCAAUCUGUUUCUCAACAGUCAUCUAAUACUCCCAGAGGGUUUCGAGUUCAAGCUCCAUUGGUUGAUUCUGUAUCUUGCUAUUGUAAAGUGGAUUCUGGAUUAAAGACAGUUGCUGAAGCAAGGAAAUUUGUCCCAGGAUCAAAGCUUUGUAUCCAGCCUGAUAUCAAUCCCAAUGCACACAAGAGUAAAAACUCUCGAAGAGAGAGGACUCGAGUUCAGCCACCUCUCCUCCCUGGCCUUCCUGAUGAUCUUGCCAUUGCUUGUCUUAUUCGAGUUCCUCGUGCAGAACAUCGUAAACUCCGUCUUGUUUGUAAGAGAUGGUGUCGCCUUUUGGCUGGGAACUUUUUUUAUUCUCUCAGAAAAAGUCUUGGAAUGGCAGAAGAGUGGGUUUAUGUCUUCAAGCGAGACCGUGAUGGAAAGAUCUCAUGGAAUGCGUUUGACCCUAUCCAUCAGCUCUGGCAGCCACUUCCUCCAGUUCCAAGGGAGUAUUCUGAGGCCCUUGGUUUUGGUUGUGCUGUUCUAAGUGGUUGCCACCUGUACUUGUUUGGAGGAAAGGAUCCGUUAAGGGGGUCAAUGAGACGUGUUAUUUUCUACAGUGCCCGGACAAACAAGUGGCACAGGGCACCAGAUAUGCUUCGAAAACGUCAUUUCUUUGGUUCCUGUGUAAUAAAUAACUGCCUUUAUGUGGCUGGCGGGGAAUGUGAGGGAAUUCAAAGGACUUUACGAUCUGCUGAAGUUUAUGAUCCAAACAGGAACCGGUGGAGUUUUAUUCAAGAUAUGAGCACUGCUAUGGUACCUUUCAUUGGGGUUGUUUAUGAUGGAAAGUGGUUUCUAAAAGGGCUGGGAUCCCACCGUGAGGUUAUGAGUGAAGCAUAUGAUCCUGAAACUAAUUCCUGGACUUCAGUCAGUGAUGGGAUGGUUUCUGGUUGGCGCAACCCUAGUAUCUCUUUAAAUGGACGGCUCUAUGCCCUGGAUUGCCGUGAUGGAUGCAAGCUUAGGGUGUAUGAUGGAGCCACAGAUUCAUGGAACAAAUUUAUUGAUAGUAAGCUCCAUUUAGGGAGUUCUCGAGCCUUGGAGGCUGCUGCUCUUGUUCCUCUGAAUGGCAAGCUUUGUAUCAUUCGCAAUAACAUGAGCAUAAGUCUGGUUGAUGUUUCCAGUCCGGAUAAACAGGUUGAGAGCAAUCCUCAUCUUUGGGAAAACAUUGCUGGCAAAGGUCAUUUCAGGACUCUUUUUACAAAUAUAUGGUCAAGUAUAGCAGGCCGAAGUGGCUUGAGAAGUCAUAUUGUUCAUUGUCAGGUGCUUCAAGCAUGAGAGCCAGAAUCAAAUUUGGUUACUCGUGCAUAGAAAUUCAUGCAUUUGUUUAGAAUUGUCAUGCCAUGGUAUUCAGAUUUCAAAUGUUUAUUCAUUCACCAACAUUGUGGGGUUCAGCACCUCCUGAAUGGAAAAGCUGAAUAGACACUGUUACCUUUCCUGAUGUUUAUACUUGCUAUGGAGAUUGAUAUCAACAGUGACCCACCAGGGGAGGGGAUUAUCCUUAUUAAGAGUGUUCUGCUUGUGGUUGACUUGAAGAAGUGAAACGAUGAAGACGACCAAGGGUGCUUUUGAGUCAUUGAAGAAGAACAGCCUGGAUGUUAUCCCAUGGUGCAUUUGCAGGUGAGGUGGUUCACUGUUGAUCUCGGCAAUAGAAUUAUGAGGUUAUUUUUUACAUAUAUGAAGAGAGCAGAUACUUGUAAAUCUUGUCAUUUGGGCUUAGGAUUCUGUCUUUUUGUGAGAUCUUAUCUUUGUAGUAUGUAAUCUUUGAGAUGCUUUGUGAUGUACAUGGUUUAUCUGAGAUGAGUUAAUAUACAGUUGGAUCCUAUAUCUUGAUGGCUGUGAGUUAUAUGUUGAUUCCCAUGAUAAUUUGAAGAUGGUUGUGCUAAUUAGCAGC
This is a messenger RNA of Theobroma cacao (cacao), 2201 nucleotides long. RefSeq names its product Galactose oxidase/kelch repeat superfamily protein. The record is from RefSeq and is a predicted model, not a curated record. NCBI's taxonomy places the organism in Eukaryota, Viridiplantae, Streptophyta, Magnoliopsida, Malvales, Malvaceae. Gene Ontology annotation, molecular function: protein binding.